AUGGCCUGGGUCACCGUAGCUCAGGAAUAUUAUUCUGCUGCAAACGCACUCUCCAGUGAAUGCCGCCUUACCAGUCUUCUCUUUAUUCCAGAGGCUGAUUGUCCGCAGACGAAGUCCGAGGGAGAACCAGAACACCUCCUCCUGGACACAAAGGAGCAGAAACGCAACAAUGGAACAAACUGGAAGAGGGAGAACGAAUACUCUGCCUCUGAGGGUGCUGAAUCCCAGGUGAAACCUGAUAAAUGCUCGGAGAGUAGAAGGAGCUUGGGUUGGAAGAGAGACCAUCCUGGCCAUCAACGACUCCAUGGUGGGGAGACACAUAAAUGCCUGGACUGUGGAAAGACGUUUGCUAAGAAUUUCCUCCUCGCUGCACAUCGACGAAUCCACCGAGGGGAGGAACCAUAUAAAUGCCUGGAUUGUGAAAAGAGCUUUCCUUGGCGUUCACAUCUUACUGUCCAUCAACGAGUGCACACCGGAGAGAAGCCAUAUAAAUGCUUGCAGUGUGGAAAAAGCUUUGCUUCAAGUUCGCAGCAUACUAAACAUCAACGUAUCCACACUGGGGAGAAACCGUAUAAAUGUCUGCAGUGUGAAAAGAGCUUUGCUUGGUCUACAAAGCUUAUUGAACAUCAACAUAUCCACACUGGGGAGAAACCAUAUAAAUGCUUGGAUUGUGGAAAGAGCUUAGCUUCGAGUUCACAGCUUACUAAACAUCAACGUAUCCACACUGGGGAGAAACCAUAUAAAUGCUUGCAGUGUGCAAAAAGCUUUGCUUCAAGUAGGCAGCUUACUGCACAUCAACGUAUUCACACUGGGGAGAAACCCUAUAAAUGCUUAGUGUGUGGAAAGAACUUUGCUUGGUCUUCACAGCUUAUUGAACAUCAACACAUCCACACAGGGGAGAAACCAUAUAAAUGCUUGGAUUGUGGAAAGAGCUUUGCUUCAAGUUCACAGCUCAUGAAACAUCAACGUAUCCACACUGGGGAAAAACUAUAUAAAUGCUUGCAGUGUGGAAAGAGCUUUCUUUGGAAUUCACAGCUUAUUAUCCAUCAACGUAUCCACACUGGGGAGAAACCAUAUAAAUGCUUGGAUUGUGGAAAGAGCUUUGCUUCAAGUUCACACCUUACUAAACAUCAACAUAUCCACACUGGGGAGAAACCAUAUCAAUGCUUGCAGUGUGGAAAGCGCUUAGCUUCAAGUUCUCAGCUUAAUAUUCAUCAGCGUAUCCACACUGGGGAGAAACCAUAUAAAUGCUUGGAUUGUGGAAAGAGCUUUGCUUCAAGUUCACACCUUACUAAACAUCGACGUUUCCACACUGGGGAGAAACCACAUCAAUGCUUCGAGUGUGGAAAGAGCUUUGCUUCAAGUUCACACCUUACUGUCCAUCAACGAAUGCACACUGGGGAGAAACCAUAUAAAUGCUUGCAGUGUGGAAAGAUCUUUGCUUCAAGUAGGCAGCAUGCUACACAUCAGUGUAUCCACACUGGGGAGAAACCAUAUAAAUGUCUGCAGUGUGGAAAAAGCUUUGCUCGGAAGACGUAUCUUAGGGCCCAUCAACGUAACCACACUGAGGAGAAACCAUAUAAAUGCUUGGAGUGCGGAAAGAGCUUUGCUUGGAAUUCACGGCUUGCUAAACAUCAACGUGUCCACACUGGGGAGAAACCAUAUAAAUGCUUGGAGUGUGGAAAAAGCUUUGCGUGGAGUGCACAGCUUACUAAACAUCAACGUGUCCACACAGUGGAGAAACCGUAUAAAUGCUUGGAGUGUGGAAAGAGCUUUGCUCAGAGUUCACACCUUACUUACCAUCAACAUAUCCAUGUGUCACAGACACUGAGGACUGAUACAUUAUCUUCUUCAGGCGCAGAGGAGAAAUGGAGGCGCAGGACCCAGGAGGACCUGGACCUGCCAAGAGAGCAAGGAAAGACCCCCAUCCUGACCAAGCUGGCAGAACAGAGUUGGGGUCCAUCCGUGAAGAUGGAAGCUGAGCUCUGUGCGAUGGAAAGAGCUCCCUUGGAGGAAGGGCAGCCGGCCCGAGCCCAAGAGCGCGCCCAAGGUGCCCUCUCUUGCGCCUGGACUCAAGGGCUUGUGCGAGGGCCCAGCCGGUGGGAGAAUAGCCUGCCUGGGCCUCUGGUAGUGAAGAGACAGUGUUCAACCAUUCUCUUUGCAGAGGUGUGGAAACUGCUGCUGUACCUCCAGUCCAGGUAG
Molecule: messenger RNA, 2202 nt
Organism: Euleptes europaea (tarantolino)
Lineage: Eukaryota; Metazoa; Chordata; Lepidosauria; Squamata; Sphaerodactylidae
Product: zinc finger protein 345-like
Exons: 7
Coding region: 1-2202 (733 amino acids)
Biological process (GO): regulation of transcription by RNA polymerase II
Molecular function (GO): DNA-binding transcription factor activity; RNA polymerase II cis-regulatory region sequence-specific DNA binding
Source: RefSeq, a predicted model, not a curated record